ACGACAUUUUGUUAGUUUUUUCAGGACUUGUAGCUUUCAUUUACUUGGCUUAGGGUUCUCUCCAAUUGUUGUAGAAGAAAUUUUGGGAUUUACUCUUCUUUAUUCAUCUUGGAUUGGAGGUUCAAAUAUGUCUGGUGGAUCCCUUGGACAAAGCAAGCAGACAAUGUUUUCAUCUAGCACUCCACAUUUUUUCAAAAUAAUUUUACAAGAGACUCUUCAACAGAACAAGCUUCAUAUUCCUAAUAAGUUUACAAGUAAACAUGGUGAAACUUUAUCCAAUUCGGUGCUCGUUAAGCCUCCAUGUGGCUCAAAAUGGAAAAUGGAGUUAACAAAGAAAGAUAAAAAUAUUUGGUUUGAGAAGGGUUGGCUAGAUUUUGCAAAGCAUUAUGCCAUAAAAAGAGGCAGUAUGAUAAGCUUUAGAUAUGAGGGGAAUUCUAACUUUAGUGUUGUUAUAUUUGAUUUAAGUACAGUUGAGAUAGACUACCCUAUUCCAUCCAAUUUGGUUGGUUCUAAUAUUGAUAGUGAGCUUAAAAUCCCCAAGAGGAAAGUUGUUGAGGAGGAUUCUAUUGAAAACUUGGAUGAAUAUUCUUCACCAUGUUCUCAGCCUCACAAGAAAAUGAGAACUCAAAGCAAUCCACCUUGUCUAAAACUUGAGUCAGAAACAAGAGGCAUGGAGAAAUUUUACUUUGGAAUUUAUUAUGCUUUUCUGAGCUUAAACAAGAUGCUAGUGAUGUUAUGUAUUUUGCAUAUUUGGCAUAUGAUCUUUUUAAUUUUUUUGCAGUGAAACACAACUUACCUGCUGCAACCAGACCGCGGUCGACUGGAAGAGAUGAAAUUGAAACUCUUCAGAAGGCUAUUGGUUUCAAUUCUAGACGACCAUUUUUCAAGGUUGUCAUGCAGCCAUGCUAUGUUCAUGGUCACCAAAUGGCAAGCUUCCUUUUAACACUUACCACACCAAUAGAAAUUUUGUGAAAAAUUCAAUAUGCAAGAGAGGAUUGUUUGUUGUCAAGUAAUAGAGCUAUAACAAAAAUAUGAUUCUUUGACUGAUCAGAAUUGUUUAUUACUUUUUUGUUUCUUUAGAAUUUUCCAUGCAGCUUUGCAAAGAAAUAUCUAAGAACAACAUGUAGCAAUGCAAUACUUAAACUCUCAAAUGGGUGCGGGAGGACUUGGUCUGUGCAAUAUAAGUUUGGAGUGUGUAAUAAUAAAGUAACAUCAUCCAGAUUCCAGGCUGGUUGGUCAGCUUUUGCUCAGGACAACAGUCUAAAAGUAGGCGAUGUUUGUGUAUUUGUUAUGCUUGAGGACAUAAAUUUAACAUUUGAAGUUGUAAUUUUCCGAGCUAGUAGAAACUCAAAAACCUUCAUGUCCCCAGAGCUCAAGGAUGCCAUGGAUGUUGAAACUGUCAUGCCUAACUCACUUGACAAUUUUUCUUCGAAAAAAGGGAAUGGACGCUUGACUACUCGUCCUACACCAAAAAAGAAACAACCACACUUUUCAGUGAUUGAAAAAGCUAAGCUCCUUGAAAGGGUUCACUUUAAAUCCGAAUAUCCUUUUUUCAAGAUUGUUAUACAACCAUCAUAUGUUGAUUCGAGACACGGUUUGAAUGUACCAUUGAAUUUUGCUAUGACACAACUCAAGGAGGGUGCUGCCAUUCUUUCAAUUUUGAACGGUGGAUCUUGGCCUAUUCAAUUUCAAAUGAGGCACAUUAAAACUAAUGGGGAAAUGAGAGCUGAUUUCAGAUGUGGUUGGAUAGAAUUUGUGAGGGACAAUGAUUUGAAAGUUGGCGAUGUCUGCAUUUUUGAGCUUCUUAAUAAAUCUGAUAAUUUGUUUAGAGUUUCCAUUGUCCGUGCUGCUGAUGAUGCAUACCACCAAAAGUCUCAAGCUGGUGCAACCAAGCCAAAAGUUGAAGUGGGAGAAAAAGUUACUGAGUUUUUCUGAAUCAGCUGCUCUCGGCUGAGCAAAAUAUGCCUGCUGUUAGAGUUAUUAUAAGGUUAUUUUAGUCUUUUAUGUUAUUUUAUUAUCUUUUGCCUUUUAUGAGACUUGGCUGAUUAUUUUAUGGUGAGAGAAUAUUUGUUCUUCUUUUGCAAUAUACUUAGCUCUUCUCUUUCU
Molecule: messenger RNA, 2106 nt
Organism: Humulus lupulus (European hop)
Lineage: Eukaryota; Viridiplantae; Streptophyta; Magnoliopsida; Rosales; Cannabaceae
Product: B3 domain-containing protein LOC_Os12g40090-like
Exons: 5
Coding region: 1291-1935 (214 amino acids)
Molecular function (GO): DNA binding
Source: RefSeq, a predicted model, not a curated record